This is a messenger RNA of Leishmania major strain Friedlin, 2451 nucleotides long. It is a transcript of the gene SCG5, whose product is annotated as phosphoglycan beta 1,3 galactosyltransferase 5. Gene Ontology annotation, cellular component: membrane. The coding region runs from base 1 to 2451 and encodes 816 amino acids. The record is from RefSeq and is a predicted model, not a curated record. NCBI's taxonomy places the organism in Eukaryota, Euglenozoa, Kinetoplastea, Trypanosomatida, Trypanosomatidae. The transcript has a single exon. Gene Ontology annotation, molecular function: hexosyltransferase activity.
AUGCGAGAGGAGAACAAUGUGCCAGCGGAGUGGGCUCCCAGGGACACGCACCGCCUCGACCCUCUUCAGCUGCUUCCCCCCUCUCAGAGGCACUGCGGGCAGAGCAGCGCUGCGGAGAGCGGAGAGGGCUGUCACUCGCGCUCACGCGGCAAGCCGGAGGUGCACUCGACUCGAGCGUCGAGCGGUGGUAAGAGGAGCACCGGCACACUGCCGAGAAGCGAUGACUGCUUGAAUGCCGUAGCACAGACCCCCCUGUUCAACUCCUGCGGUCAUCCUCGACGAUCCGCGGCACAAUGUCUGUGUUUACACACUCGACAGCGUCGUCUAGUUGUGCUAGCCGUCUUACUUGCUCUCAUCGUCAUCGUUCACUGGGUCAUCAUCGAAUUUACGACCAAUAUAGACGCACAACAGAAAUCAUCGAUAGAGUUGCUCAAUGAAGCGAACCGUGAAUAUGAGUCUUCAUCGCCGUUCUCUGUCCUGGUGCAGCACGAGAGUGCUGUUGAGCGGUUGACGACCGCACAGCGUGGUCUUGCGGCCUCUGGCGCUGGCUCUCUGGCGAGACUCGACCGGGAUCAGCUGCCGUCGUGGACGUUGCGUGUGAUCGACGAGGACUGCACGAUGUGCUUCGACAAUGUCACAUACGCUUCUGCGGUCGCUGCGGAUGCGGGGAGAUCGACUAACAAGACGGGACAUCAUAAGCAAAAAGGGCUUUCCGUGUUCGCGACGACAUCUGCACCGCUGGGCCUCAUGGGGCCGAUGCUGUUUGCGAUGGCGAGCGUGACGGACGACGUGGACGUUGCAGCGGAACUGCCGCGGUGGCAAUGGGUGACCUGGUCGUACGCGCAGCAGCGCCGCUUCGUUCACGCAUCGCAGUCGCGCAGCACAGGUGAGCGACCGCGACACUUGAUCGUGGUGGGCAUACCUUCAACGGACCAGCCGAUGCGCUACCCUCUGCGGGACGCGCAGCGGGCGACGUGGCUGACGUACCGAGAGGUUGCACGCACCGAGAACAACUUUACUGGCGCGCUGCUGCAGCUCUACGUGUUCGCUGCUGCGGAGCAUGAUUCUGAGGACUCGACGCAUUCCGCCGUGGACAUGGUUCAGCUGGCCCCGACAGUGAGCGAGUACGCCGCAGCAACUGAGCAGCACCUGGCUGUGGAGGGUGGAGACGUCAACAAUGCACCCCCCUACCUGCAGCGUCGCGUGGUGCUGCGUGAUGGGUGGCGCGACAUCCCACGAAGCGAUGACGCGGUGUGGAGAUCACCCUGCGCUGGUGUAAGGACCACCGUGGUGACUGCGGCAAGUCUUGUGGCCGGGACCUCGUCCCUCGCGGCUCUUUCAGCCCAGUUGUCGCUGCCCGUGACACCUGCCUUCACAGCAGCGGCGCAGUACGUGUGCCACGCGUCCGCGGCACUGUGGCAGGAGGCGCUGCACCACCGCAACUCGCUAUGGCUGGACUUUUGGACGGACCGCAAGCCGACCACGAAAAAGAAAAUGGGCAUGAGUAUAUCGUGGGGUAUACCGACGGAAGUAGGCAUGUCUCAAAAGACCGUGUUAUGGCUGAACUACGCGUACACUGCCUUCCCGGACGUGCCGUACAUCAUGAAGGGCGACGACGACACGUACCUGAAGGUGCCACAGUACUUGAGCGACCUGCGGCAUGUGCGCGGUGGGUGGCAGAAGCCGCGCAACUUGACGGCGACCCUUCCACACAGAGGGGUUGUUCCACCGACGCUGGCCAUCGACGAUGCGGAGGAAUGCCUGUAUCGAGUGUGGUGGUGGUACGACAAUCACAACGUUGUAUUUGGCCACGGUCCUGGCUAUGCACUAGACCGUCGUCUCAUCAAGGCUGUACUGAACCCGUUCGAUAUCACCAACCAACGUUUGCUGAUGCUAUUAACGGUGCCGUACACCCUCGUGUAUCACGGUCAUUACUUGAGCUUGCUCAUGCAGUACGAGGACCUUUUCGUGGGACGGCAAUUGCAAAGUCUUUCUGCUAGGGUGAAGGAAGUUUGCAUGAAGCGCCCACUGCGCUACGUAUCGGACAGAGAGCCGCGUUCGCUGCAGGUUCUCCGACCCGCGCCCUCCAGUCAGACCUGGACAUGGAGCUCGGUACUGAUGCACUAUGCUAUGCCGGAGAUUCCUUAUUUCAUCCACUACUACUUCAAGCACGAGUUCAAGGUAGCCGAGGCGGCUAAAGGUGCGCUUGCGCAGGGCAUCAACGCCAGCGCCAUCGAUGCGAAUGCGACAAAGAAAAUGAAGGAAUGGGUAGCGUCGCAAGUGCCAACCGUGCUGACGGGUCUGAAAAGGGUGAAGAAUGUACGCUGGGUGCGCGGAGCCCCACGCACCGCGUACGUUGUAGCUGAGGGCGACGGUGUUGCGGUGUACGAUAUUGCGUACAGGCGUCGCAAAACGAUGCUGAUCGAAUGUGCCAUCGAGUCUGGAAAGUAG